This is a messenger RNA of Penicillium waksmanii, 1680 nucleotides long. RefSeq lists its product as uncharacterized. Gene Ontology annotation, biological process: carbohydrate transport; transmembrane transport. Bases 1 to 1680 code for a protein of 559 amino acids. Lineage: Eukaryota; Fungi; Ascomycota; Eurotiomycetes; Eurotiales; Aspergillaceae. Gene Ontology annotation, cellular component: membrane. The transcript has 2 exons. The record is from RefSeq and is a predicted model, not a curated record. Gene Ontology annotation, molecular function: carbohydrate:proton symporter activity.
AUGCCGACCAAACGCUUUCUCGGCCUCAAUGGCACCCAGCUUCAGGUCGCUAUCGGCGUCCUGGCUGGUAUGGAUUUCCUGCUUUUCGGUUACGACCAAGGCGUGACUGGUGGCCUUCUUACCCUCGACUCUUUCAGAAAAUACUUCCCAACGAUUGAUACUACGGCAGCGCACACUGAGGGUUGGUCAUCUGCGGCUAAAUCCAAUCAGUCAACUCGCCAGGGUAUCACCGUCGCUGCGUACAACUUGGGAUGUUUCGCCGGGUCUAUUCCCACUAUCUGGAUUGGUAACAUGCUAGGUCGCCGCAAGGCUAUCUUCGUCGGUUCUUUCAUUAUGUGCAUCGGAGCUAUCCUGCAAUGUACUUCCUACGAACUCGCCCAGCUGGUCGUUGGUCGUCUUGUCACUGGUUUCGGAAACGGUAUCAACACAUCUACAGUCCCCACCUGGCAAUCUGAAUGCUGCAAGUCCCACCGACGAGGCCAACUGGUCAUGAUUGAGGGUGCUAUGAUUACUUGUGGUAUCACUAUCAGUUAUUGGAUUGAUUUCGGUUUACUGUUCGCCGAUCCCAGUGAGGUUGCAUGGCGUUUCCCGCUCGCUUUCCAGAUCUUCUUCGCUGCCAUCAUCUUGGCUUUCGUCAUGUUCCUCCCCGAGUCUCCCCGUUGGCUUAUAUUGAAGGGUCGCGAGGACGAGGCCCGCGAGGUUUUGACGUCUUUGAUGGGCGAUGAUACCGAUGAAGUCUUCAUCGACACAGAGUUUAUCGCUAUUAAAGCUACCGUCCUCGAGAUGGCCAAGGGCUCAUUCCGCGACAUGUUCACUAUGGGCCCCGAUCGACACUUCCAUCGUACUAUGCUUGCCUACGUCAACCAGAUGUUCCAGCAGAUCUCCGGUAUUAACUUGAUCACCUACUAUAUUCCUACCAUUAUCGAGGAACAAAUUGGUCUGAGCGGUAUUAACUCGCGUCUUAUUGCUGCUUGCAACGGUACUGAGUACUUUGCCGCCUCCUGGGUCGCCGUGUUCACCAUUGAAAAAUUCGGUCGUCGUUCACUCAUGCUCUUUGGUGCUGUUGGCAUGUCGGUUUCUAUGGCUGUCCUGGCCAUCAGCGAUUCCAUCUCCUCUUCGAACAAGGGUAAUUCUACAGGUGUCGCUGCCGGUAUUGCCCAGACGGUGUUCCUGUUUGUUUUCAACACUUUCUUCGCCAUUGGUUGGCUGGGCAUGACCUGGCUGUACCCCGCGGAGAUUGUUCCUCUGAAGAUUCGUGCUCCCGCCAAUGCCCUUUCAACUUCAUCCAACUGGAUCUGGAAUUUCAUGGUCGUCAUGAUCACGCCAGUUGCUUUCAGUACCAUUGGCUACAAGACCUAUGUCAUCUUCGCUGUUAUUAACGCUGCAAUUGUGCCUGUCGUGUACUUCUUCUUCCCGGAGACUACCAUGCGUUCCCUAGAGGAGAUGGAUAUCAUUUUCCGCAAGACGACUAAUGUCUUUGAUGUCGUUCAUGUUGCCCGUACCGAACCUCACAUGUACGGCCCCAACGGUGAACUUCUUCGCACUUUGGACGAUGUCGAGGAUGACGCAGUUCGUCGUGCCAGUGUUCUCUCCAACCCGAACAAGAAUCUUGCCCGGGCUCACCGUGAACACACCGAGAAGGAUAGCGACGACAAUACCGCAACUAGCGAGGAGAAAUAA